ACUCGGUAAUAAGGAGCGGAGCGGCGGAGGGAGCGCGGCAGUGAGCGGAGCAGCGCGGGGACUCCGGCGGGCAGCGGCGCGCUGAGCAGCGGGGCGGAUCAGCGGAGUCAGCGUGGAGCGGAGCGAUGGUGAACCGUGAUUGGACGAGAUUUCGUCAGACGAGGAUUCUUUCGAUUGUGCCGCAGUCAGCAGAUGGUAGCUGUUGGUGCCUCACUUCUUGCCUUGGACUCUAAGAUUCCUGAUGGACUGGAUGAGGUCUUGUGGACCAGUUGCUGGAUUUCGAGGAUCUUCUUGAGGUUGUUGAACGAAACAAACCUUUGGAAAUUGUUUUCUCCACAAAACAAGAAGUGACAUGACCUUCCAGACCCUACUAAAGUGUGCCGGUUUAUCAGAAAUGGAAUCGGCCAUUGUGGUAAAAAUGUGAGAACCUGGCAACCUGUCAAAAACUGAGAAGCAUAUUACGAACCGCCGCUUACAUCGAUAACAUUGUGGUUUUGAGGAGUUUCACCACUUCAGCCUCUUUUAACCUCAAGUGCCUUCCUUUCUGUUCUCCUUAUCUUUCAGUUUUCACCAACACUAUAUCCACAUAUUCUCUCCGACUGUGUUGGACCUGUGCCAGAACCCCUAAGUUAAUCGACCUUAACUCUUAACUCCUGCCUGGGUUUAAGUUUACGUUCUUUUACAUUAAUUUUUGUCUUUCUUUGUGGGUUUUGUUUGACGUUUCUCCUUUUGCUGUAACUGCACAAUGUUCUAGACACUCUAAACACAUUUUGUUUUAUUUAUUUUUUGUUUCUUUUUGUUGUUGGACCAUUCGCAUGCCUUCCUUUACUUUUACAAGAAUCUCAGCCUGCCCUCGUCUUUAGGUAUGAGACCCCCGUAGACAGAUUUUUUUCCUUUCAUUUUUAUUAUAAGUUUCCACUCCACUGACUGUACUUCACUUGGACUGUCGCCAUGUUCUCCUUUCACUCCAAAUGGCGCUAUCUGGUCAUGUUCCUGGGCGUCCAGCUGGUGGUCAUGGCCCUCCUCUCCAGGGAAGGUUACCAGAAGAGGGUGACUUAUUUUUUCCGGAUAUUUCGGAAGCUGGACGCGCUGAGCGGCUCGGCGCCCGGACACCGGCUGAACCACACGGGGGCGGACGUCUACGCCAACCUGUCGUACCUCGUCAACGUCCAGAGCAAAGACGACGUACCCUACUGUCCGAAGAAAUCCCCACUAACAGGCGGUCCGAUCCACGUCAGCUUCCCGUCUGGUCUGACUAUGGCUCAGAUCGAGAGGAAGAACCCGCUGGUGGUCCGCGGGGGGCGCUACAGACCACCUGACUGCGAGGCUCGACAUCGCACCGCCAUCAUCAUCCCCCACAGGAACCGCGAGAACCACCUUAAGUUCCUGCUCUACUACCUGCACCCGUUCCUGCAGCGGCAGCAGCUCAACUACGCCAUCUACGUCAUCCACCAGGCGGGUAACUACACGUUUAACCGCGCUAAGCUGAUGAACGUGGGUUUCCGGGAGGCGAUGCGUGAGGAGGACUGGAACUGUCUCUUCUUCCACGACGUGGAUCUGAUACCGGAGGACGACCGGAACACCUACACCUGCGACCAGAACCCCAAACACGCCGCCAUCGCCAUGGACAAGUUCGGCUACAAGCUGCCCUAUAAGAUGUAUUUUGGGGGCGUGUCUGCGCUCUCGCCCCUGCAUUACCUGAAGAUGAACGGAUUCCCCAACAACUACUGGGGCUGGGGGGGCGAGGACGACGACAUCGGCAUCAGGGUGUCUCUGGCUGGGAUGGUGAUCACUCGUCCGUCGGUGAAAGUCGGACGCUAUAAAAUGAUCAAACACAAACUGGAUCAGGGAAACGAGGUCAAUCCGAAAAGGUUUAACAUGCUGGCUAAGACGAGACAGACGUGGAAGCUGGACGGGAUGAACUCGGCGGAGUACGAGGUGAUCUCGCGGGAACACCUCCCCCUCUAUACCAACAUCACCGUCAACAUCGGCACAGAGGCGGGACUGCACCCCCCCACGAAGCCCCCGCCCAAACCACGCAAACAGAAGAAGCAAGAACCGCCUGGGGACCCUAAGGGCCCCAAGAACCAGGAGGACCCUGAUGAUGAGCUGACAGACUUUCAAUCUCAGCACUGACACACAAUGCCUGCGUCAUGUGUCCCCAAAAACACCCCCAGUCCCCAAAAACACCCCAAAAACAGCCACACACACAUACUCUUAUCUUUACAAACAGAGGACAUAUAUAGAGUGUGCGCUGUGGGUGUGGGGACAUCAUGCCUUCACUGCACUCCUUAAACCAAUACUGGUCAUAUGCCAUAUCUCUCUCUCUAUCUCUCUCUCUCUCUUUUUCUCUCUCUCUCUUUCUUUCUCUUGCUCGCCCUCUCUCGCCCAUUUCACCUCCCAGUACAGACUGCUGUGGGCUGGACUCUGCUGCCCCCUGGUGGGCACUGACGGACCCUCAGAGGGCGAUCCACACGCCGCCCCCACAAUGUUUGGACCGGACGUGUGCUGGAUAAACCGCCGUGGCCUUAGACUAAAGCUGCACUCUCUCUAUAUCCUGAGAAACUUUUCUAGGUUUUGAUUGGUUGGUUGUUUUAAUUCUGAUUAAACUUCAUAGUUUGUGCAACCUAAUCUUUAUUUUCUGCAUCUGUAGCGUACGAUCAAUUACCGCGAAUGAAGAUGAUUAUGAUUCAACUCCCUGAAAUUCUGAGUUAUAAAGGAAGUCAAUAGGUCAAUUUCUAAAUUCUAAGAUUAUACUGUAUAUUGAAUUAUGACAAAUAUAUAAUCAUUCAAUAAUGCAAAUAGUUUUUAAACACAUUUCCAAUAUUUCAAUAUAUUUCAUCUCAUUACAUGAACUGGCACAUUUUUAUUUUCAAAAUAUUUGUUGUUACAGAUAUCUGACAGUCUUUCUUUGUUUUUUUAUAUUGUUCAUAUCAUUAUUGUAAUUAAAUUGUAUCAAUCGAAAUUAAGACAUUUCAAUAUAAAUUGUGGCCAUGUGCUGUGUGAUAUGGUAAAAAAUUGUAAAAAAUCUAAAUAUUUUUCAGGAUUUGCGAAUUUUUGGGAUGCUGAAAAAAGCUUGAGUAGCAGCAGAUUAAUUAUCCACUGAAUUUUCAUUAAAUUAUUAAAACAAACUAUCUAUUAAAAUACAUAUUAAGUGAUUUUUAUACAUUUUUCUGCACUUUAUCCAAUUAAACAUCAGCUUAGUACUUUUUCUGUCUGUCAGCAACAACAGUAGUGAGAUAAUUCUGCACAUCUGUACAUCGACCAAAAAACGUAACAGUUUCAUUAACAUCAUUGUUCUUUAAUCAUUGACGAUACGAUAGCCGCAAUAUGUUUUUAAGUAUAUUGUGCAUCACAAUACUAAAAUAUAAUGCAAUUAUCAUUUUGCCCACUCCACAUUAAAUGUGUAAACAUGAAUUUAGAAUAUUUUAAACUAAGUACUUUCCAAAAACCCUUAUAAAACUAAAUAAUCUUAUUUUUUCUUUAUUAAUCUGACCCUCUGUUGACUUCUAUUGGACGUUCAGGGGAGUUUUUGACUCUGCAGUGUAUUAGUUCUGUCCUAACUUUAAGGAAAUGUGUUGAAAUUGUUAUCUGUGGUCAUUAAGCGUACGUUACAGCUGCAGCAGAUGCAGAUUAGCUUGGGAAACAUGGGCGUGUCCUUCUGCAGAACAGAAGGGUGUGCGUCCUGCAGGCCUGAGUCAUGCCACUCUAAAACACCAUUAUUAGGACUGGUUGGUCUGAAUGACUAUGAAUUUCUUUCUUUCUUUCUUUUUCAUUUCUUUUGACUGCUUUAUUAUGAUUAUAUUUAAUAUUCUUAUUAUAAUUAUUAUGCCUAUUCUACUCUUUUUCUGCAUUUUACGUACUGUAAAAGAUAAAUGGACUGAAAAACGCUACUUUUUAAAAAUCUGCGUAAUUGGAUCGUAUUUCGUAGCGGUAACCACUGCUGUGUACAUAUCUAGAAAAUGUUACUUUUUUUCCAAUUUCUUUGCUCUUUUUCGCCAUUAUGGCCUUUGGACAUGACUCCGCCCCUCAUGCGGACUGCCUCCUCCCAUCACAAUGAUGUUCUCUCAUUUUGUUUUUUUGGGUAUCACUUUAAAAUAAGACUACCUUUUAUAAAGUGUUUAUAAAUGGUUUACAAUUUGUUUAUUAAUGUUACUAACUAGGUUAUAAAUGCCUUAAAAUGUAUUAAUAAUCAGUUAUAACACAUGCUUAGAAAGGGCAACAAUGACCUGUGGUUUGCCAAAUAGUGAACCCACAGCCAUCUAUAUUGUUGCCCUUUCUACGUAUGUGUUAUAACUGAUUAUUAAUGAUUUUUAAGGCAUUUACAACCUAAUUAGUAACCAUUAAUAAACUAAUUGUAAACCAUUUAUAAACACUUUAUAAAUGUAGUCUUAUUUUAAAGUGGUACCGUUUUUGGUUUCUUUUUGUUCUUUUUUGUUUUUCGACUUUAAUUAAUUUGUGCUGAUUCGCAGGAUUGCAUCAGGGCGAUCAAUCGAUCUGAUUGGCACUUUUUAGACUGAUGGAUAUUCAGGGUCACUGUGUUACAGUGACUGAGUGUGUGAGUGUGUGUGUGUGUGAGUGUGUGUACGAGUGUGUACGAGUGUGUGUACGAGUGUGUGUACGAGUGUGUGUACGAGUGUGUGUUGGUGAAAGAGUGAAUGUGUUAUGAGACAUUUCCUUCUCUUUAUCUACUUUAGCACCACUGUGUAUCUAGUUAAAAGCUAGAAAUUAGGUUUUAGGACUUAGGAUUAAGGGUUUAAAAGUUAAGGAGGAUAUCUAGAGCCAUUUCGUACAGUUUGAAUGAACGGAGCGUGCCAACAAACUCCGCCCAUUCUGUGCUUUUUAUCUCUUUCAGUCCAAACAAUGAUGAACUGAUCACGCCUCCCUGCAGGCCGUAGUCCCCCAGGGCUCUGUUUUAAGACCUAUUCACAUCUGUAGCUGGUUUUAGUUGAAUUCUCUGGUCUGUAUCAGAUAAUGAGUUUUCUGUUUGCUGAGGCAUUUUCCCCCUCAGUUUUGUUUGGUUUGUUUUCACACAGGCACAAACCUAAACACACCAAAAUGUGACUGAUUGGUUAGAGCUGACUGGAGCAAGACUAAUAAAGUAAAUACAGGAAGAAGGUCCUGUGUUUUAGAACGGCACCUGCAGUUGUUCAGUGUGAAGCUGAUUUGCUUAAACACUGAAAAUUGAAAUGUUGCAGUGAACCAAUGGCCACGAGCAGUAAACGCUGCACAUACCUUUUGCCGUGUUCAGUGACAAAACAGCUUAUCAUGUAGCAGCAGCAGCGGAGAUUAGCAUUAGUUAACUGCUAUAGUGGUAAUAAUAUGGUUAAUAAUAAUAUCAGGUUAAACUGCACCUGAACAGCUGUUUAGCUCAAAUAUGAGGGAAGUUUAAUAUUGGGGUCGGAUCGAGGUUGGAUCACAUUCCCACUCUGGAGUAGUUUUGGUUGCCACUCGAGUGUUAUCACUGUUUUUACACCUGCCUAAAAGAAACAAUCAAAGAGUUUAAACCAAGUCCGUUGUAAUCAAACUAAAAAGUGCUGUUGUUUAAACACCUUUUAGAGUUUUUGAAAUUGUCUAUGAAACCGCUGUAAAAGAGAGCUGAACUGUGGAAAAACGUGAAAACUUGCAGUUCAGAACACUCCAAAACGACCAGCUGACCGCUAGCGACCAUAACGACCGAUUUCUCGUACAUUUCUGCGCCAAUAAAGUGCUACAGUUUAUUAUAUUUCAGGGCAGAAUGCUGCGUUCCAUGUUAACUUGGAUGUCAGAAUUUCUCCAAAUGGUUCCAAGUAGGAGAUUUCAACUGGAAUGUUGGAUUUCCUAUUUGGAAAGCCGGGACAGCCUCAACCAAUCACGAGUUCAGAAUCCAAGAUGGCGACCUUGAGCAUCAACAGUAGUGAAAGCAGUAGUAUUAUUAUACAGUUUAUUAUCACUUCUAUCUACAAUAUAAGCAGUCCUACACACAGUACUGCACAACUUCUAUUUUGCGCUAAAUUCUGUAUAAUGCUAAUGCUAAUCUUGAGCAAUUCUCUGCCAUGCUAACCUAGAACAUAGUAAAUGGGGCAUAAUUUUGAUUUUGGUUUUCCCAUAUAACACUGGAAAAUUACUGUUUAACUCUUUAGAUUACUCUAAAAUGUUUUGGAUAUGUUUUAAAAGAGUGUAAAAUUAUCAGAAUGUUAAACUUUGGUUGGAUAUAAUUCCAAGUUCUGAGAUCUGACUUCUGAGGUAAAUGGAACGUAGCAUUGUCCUUAAAUUUUUAUUGUUUUUAAAACUAUUUGACUUGAUGUAAAUCUGUCAGGUGUUCUUUAUAUUGAAUCAGAAUUCAUGAUGAUGACAAAUAGAUCAAUAGACCAAUUUCCUGUUGUUGUUUUUUUUUUUUCUGACCAUGACAAUAUAAUGGAUAAUAACAUUCUAUUUAUAUUUUUAUUUAUGUAGGGCUGCACGAUAUUGGGGGAUAAAAAAAAAAAUUAAACAUGCAAAAUAUUUUUCUACUAUUAUAUAUUGCAAUAUUUAUCUAGCAUGUCAGGAAAUGAUUAGUGUGCUUUGCCAAUGAAAUAUUGAAGUAAAGUACAUCUUAUUAAGCAUACAAUUAGAAAAUAUAUAUAGCAUACAGAACUUUCAAACUAUCAUUGUAUAAUGACUUUGUUUUAAGUAAUUUUGGAGCAUUUCUAUUGGUCCCUUCAUCAUGAAAUUCUGAAACAUUAUAUAGAACAACAGCCAGAUUAACAUACAAUACAAACAAAUCCAAUGGUUGUGCAUCACUAUCAUGAGAUCAUAUAUAAGGGUUGGUAUUUUUUUUUUCAAAAACCCGGUAAAUAUGAGUUCUUCAUAAUUACAAUAUUCAUAUAAAUACUUUAUAAUAUGACUAUUAAUAUAGUCAAAUAUGAGGAUAUAUAGUCUUAUGCAAAACUGCAAUCUUAAAAUGGUACGUAUUUUGUAAAUUUACAGAAACAAUUUUUUUUUUUUCUUCUAAAUUUAUCAGAUUGGAAACUAUAAACAUCACUAAGGUACCAUCACUUCUGUGCACGAUAGAUUUAAUUUAAAUAAAACAUUAAUUUAGUUAGUAAUUUAGUGGUUUUUGGUACAGGAUGAGACUCACUGAUGCUCGUUAUCAUUUACGACGCAUGUAAUUUGACCAGGGGGCCAAUUGUUUUUGCAUAAAACUGUGUGUGUAUGUGUAUCUAUAUAAAAUAUAGACCCUAUGUAUAUUACAUUACACAAUUACAUGACUGCAAAGUAAGUGUGUGUGUGUGUGUGUGUGUGUGUGUGUAAAAUGUUCUCAAUGUGCUCUUGCUGCUUCAGGUUUAGGGGUUUAUGGGUAAUGUAGGCUGGUAAAUACCACUUUCCGUUUAUGCUAGCUAGGAGUUAGCGGAUUAGUUUGGUCAUAUAAAUGAAGAAAAUCCAUCUUUUUACCUCAAAUUUACUCACCUUUCAUCUUCCAGACCAUGCUUUAAUCCACACUGGAGCUACCAGACUAAUGUACACUAUAUGGUCAAAAGUCAUGGGACACCUACCCAUUCAUCGUUUUUAAGUUUUAAUCUGUUUUUUUAAGACCAGUUUACACUGGUAACUGGUUUUGGGAGGUUUAAGCUCCCAAAAUAUACAGCAAAGCAUACAGCAAAGCAUUUUGCUGUAUAUAAAUAUACAGCAAAAAAUAUACAGGCAAAAUAUACUCCAUAUAUAAAUAUACUACAUACUCCAUACUGGUCCAACUGGUCUAUCAGUAUCUCCAACUUGAUCAAGCUGCUCUUACUGGUUUAUUAGUUUGGGUAAGCUGGUAAAACUGGUCAAGUUGAUCAUUCUGGUCUACAAGUCAAACUGGUCCUAAAACUUGGUCACGAUUAUGAUGGAACAGCCCAGUCAGACUCGUACACAAGACUGCUCAUACUGGUUGAGUAGCUUGGUGAUGCUGGUUGAGUAGCUUAGUCAUACUGGUUAUAAAACUUAGUAAUACUAGCUUGGUCAUACUGGUUGCAUAGCUUGGGCCUGCUGGUUAUGAAGCUUAGUAAUACUGGUUGAGUAGCUUGGACAUGCUGGUUAUGAAGCUUGAUUAUACUGGUUGUGUAGCUUGGUCAUACUGGUUGUGUAGCUUAGUCAUACUGGUUGAGUAGCUUGGUCACACAGGUUGUGUAGCUUGUUCAUACUGGUUAUGUAGCUUGGGCAUGCUGGUUAUGAAGCUUGGUCAUACUGGUUAUGAAGCUUGGUCAUACUGCUUGUGUAGCUUGGUCAUACAGGUUAUGUAGCUUGGGCAUGCUGGUUAUGAAGCUUGGUCAUACUGGUUAUGAAGCUUGGUCAUACUGGUUAUGAAGCUUGGUCAUACUGGUCUACUAGCCUGUUGAUGUCAGUUGGUGGAGGAGCAUGGCCAAGCUGGUCAUAGUGGUUGCCUAGCUUGAUCAGAUUGGUGAAGCUUGUUUGACCACGUUAACCAUCAAAACUAAAACUUAUACUUGACCCAUACUGGUCAAGGUCUAAGCUGGUCCACCAGUGACUGGUUAGUUACAUUAGCCUUUUAGCUCCAGGUGUUGUAAUUUUCUACAUCAUAGCCUGUGUGGGCGCCCUACGCAGCUGCCCACGUUUUAUUCUUCUGCAUUUGUAACUUGUAACUUCCUUGUUUAAACUGCAAGGGUGGGAAAGUGAGGACGUGAACACGAGGCUACAUGUUGCGUAGUUACAUUUCUUGGAACGUGUGCAAACAAAGAAGUAUAAAUUGGCUUUAAGAAGCUAAAGAAGGUAAUUUUUACACCGUAUCUGGGUUAACGUAGGGGGGAAAGUGUAUUUUGUGUUUUUUGAUCAAAUGUCGCUUUUAAUCGAAGAGUUCUUUUGAAGAGUUCUAACCGCUAAAGCUAACGGACUUUAUCUGACUAUUGAAGAUAUCCUGCGUAGUGCUCUUCCUUAUAGACUCGAUCAUCUUAAUUUUAACGCUCCUUAAUCGAACCUCGCGCCUCAUAUCAAAGCCAUAAAGGGAAGACGUACAGACAUAUAGUAGCGAUGAUAGCCAAUCACAGUUAGCGGUUCAGUUUAGCAAUAGUUUUACGUUACGAAAGCUCGGUUUCUUAGUUAAAUUUCAGUUGAAAUGUAAAUAUCAGUUGAUGAAAGGCCAAAACAUGAUUGUUAGUAAGAGUUUGGGAGGGUAAACUGAAGAGACCUGGUGAAACGUGCCUUGUGGGGCAGCGAAACCUGUUGAAUCCGAUCUUCGUGAAGGGCAACGAUCAGACGAUGAUCAGACAGGAUACUGUGGUGUUUUUUUUUUAUUAUUAUUAUGAUUGAUUAUUUUAUUGAGUGAACGAGUGAGUGAAGUCUGCACACAGUACAUAGUGGCCUUAUAAUGAAGAUUAAAGAAAUAAACAUGUUCAUAAUGUA
Astyanax mexicanus (Mexican tetra) is the source of this 9360-nucleotide messenger RNA. Its product is annotated as beta-1,4-galactosyltransferase 3-like. Gene Ontology annotation, molecular function: glycosyltransferase activity. NCBI's taxonomy places the organism in Eukaryota, Metazoa, Chordata, Actinopteri, Characiformes, Acestrorhamphidae. Gene Ontology annotation, biological process: carbohydrate metabolic process. The transcript has 8 exons. Bases 952 to 2136 code for a protein of 394 amino acids. The record is from RefSeq and is a predicted model, not a curated record.